CACAGAAGUUCAGAUUUGAAGCGCAAUACACAGUAUGGACAGGCUCAUUAGCUUGGAGCCAUCCAAUUUCGUUGCAAUCCGUAUCGAACCAGGUCAGAAAUGUUACGGCCUACUCACUUUGCGCAACGUCAUGUACACCAUGCCUGUGGCCUUCAGGCUUCAAGCUUUGGUCAAGAAUCGCUACACUGUAAAGCCUCAAUCUGGGAUCAUAUCUCCGCUCGAGAAACUAACCAUUGAGGUUGUCUAUCACCUUCCACCAGGAUCGAGCCUCCCGGAUUCAUUCCCUUAUUGCCAUGACUCCUUCCUUUUGCACAGCGUGGUUGUGCCCGGAGCAGCCAUCAAAGACUCUUCAUCGACCUUUGAUGCGGUCCCCAUGGACUGGUUUACAACAAAGAAGAAGCAAGUGUUCAUUGACAGCGGUGUGAAGAUUAUGUUCGUUGGUUCACCUAUAUUGGCACACCUUGUGUCCGAUGGUUUGAUGGAUGAUAUCAGAGAAGUGCUCGAAAAGAGCGACCCUUCAUGGAAAGCAGCUGACUCUGUGGAUUCGGAUGGUCAAUCUUUACUUCACUUGGCUAUUGCUCAGGGCCGACCUGACAUCGUCCAGCUCCUUCUGGAGUUCGAGCCGGACGUUGAGGUUCAGAGCCGUUCGGGGUCGAGUCCGCUUGAGGCGGCUGCUGCUUCGGGUGAGGCUUUGAUAGUCGAGCUUCUGUUGGCUCGUCGUGCAAGCACGGAAAGAUCAGAGUCCUCCACUUGGGGACCUAUCCACCUGGCAGCUGGAGCUGGCCAUGUCGAAGUUUUGAGGCUUCUUGUAAUCAAGGGCGCUAACGUUGAUGCUCAAACAAAAGAUGGAAACACCGCUUUACAUAUAGCAGUGGAAGAGCGAAGAAGAGACUGUGCGAGGCUUUUGCUAGCAAGUGGUGCUAAAGCCGAAGUUCGUAAUAGCAAGGAGGGUGACACCCCGCUCCACAUAGCCGCAGGGUUGGGAGAUGAGUACAUGGUCAAGCUGUUGCUUCAAAAGGGUACUGCCAAUAAAGAUAUCAGAAAUUUCGCCGGUCGAACGGCCUACGAUGUGGCGGCAGAGAAUGGUCAUGCUAAGCUCUUUGACGCCCUUCGUCUCGGAGAUAGUUUGUGUAUAGCGGCAAGGAAAGGAGAGGUGAGAACAAUUCUGAGGCUGCUGGAGACAGGGGCAGCAAUCAACGGAAAAGACCAACAUGGCUGGACUGCUCUGCAUAGGGCUUGUUUUAAAGGGAAGGUUGACGCCGUGCGAGCGCUGCUGGAGAAGGGUGUGGAUGUGGAUGCUAAAGAUGAGGACGGAUACACGGCGUUGCACUGCGCAGCAGAAUCGGGGCAUGCCGAUGUGAUUGAUAUGUUGUUGAAGAAAGGAGCUGACGCUGAAGCCAGGACUAGUAAGGGUGUGACUGCGCUGCAGAUUGCCGAGUCUUUGCACUAUGUUGGGAUUACAAGGAUCCUCAUGACACAUGGAGGAGGGGCAAUGAAAGAUCAGAACAUGGCACAGAUUCUUUCACACUCUUCAGUUCAUGCGUUUGGGAAGAAAUCCGUGGGACUCGAGGAAGAGAUGCUCAAGGGAGGGAUGAAGAUGAGGAGAAAAUCGAGUCGAGCUAGAGCUCUUCGUGGUAGCUUUGAUCGUUCUGUGCCAUUGGCUGUGCUUUGAUACUUCAAGUUAGGAUUCCUGCGUGGUGUCAUAUUUUAAGCUCAAAAUCUCUGCUGGCUUUUGGAUGGCAUCACUAUAUAAUGUUCAUCCUACAAACAAAAUGCAUAUGUUGUUAUUAGUACUUUAGUACAAAGUACAUUUUUUAUCAACCUGCAUUCUACGCCAAUAUUGUUCAGGUCACAACGCAUCUGGUA
Molecule: messenger RNA, 1866 nt
Organism: Argentina anserina (silverweed cinquefoil)
Lineage: Eukaryota; Viridiplantae; Streptophyta; Magnoliopsida; Rosales; Rosaceae
Product: protein VAPYRIN-like
Exons: 1
Coding region: 35-1672 (545 amino acids)
Biological process (GO): protein localization to ciliary inversin compartment
Cellular component (GO): ciliary inversin compartment
Molecular function (GO): protein binding
Source: RefSeq, a predicted model, not a curated record